CUGUGCCCCGUGAGAUUCCCCUUGGACGGAUGAAAGUGCGUCAAAUUCUAGGCUGGACACGCCCCACAGACAUGGCUAUGAGCAGCUACCACAGUAAGAGACCCGGAAUAUCCAGCAGCUCCAGUAACAACCGGGAACACGAACAUGACGUCUCUUACGAAGCUAUGAACAAUUUGUCGACCAACAAGCUACAUGCACCUAAAUCUGGUGCGUCUCGGAUUAAGAGCAGCCCAGAGAGCCCAGAGGAGCCUGAGGACAAAGUAUCUGUUACAAAAACGAUCUCACCGCAAAGUAGUCACGGUCACACAGGAAAGGAGAAAUCUCGCGCUGUUCCAUGCAGCAACGUAGACAACAGUAACAGCAGCAUAGCGUCAUCUUCAUUGGGUGCUUUAACGACAAACACAGCAGCAGCUACCUCUUCACCGACGGCUCCACCACCUCCGAAAGUGACAUUCCGUAAGGGCGAGAAGAGUUUUCUCGACUUCCACCAGCACUACGCCAUCACGAGACACUUGGGAGAAGGCUCGUACUCGACGGUGAAGCAGGUGACGCACCGCAAGAAAGGAGGCUUUUAUGCCUGCAAGAUCGUGGACAAGUUGAGUCUCUCGGAUGUGGAUCGUGCAGCUCUUUCGCAUGAAGUACGAGUGCUGUCGAGUGUCAGCCACGUGAACAUCAUGCGUCUGUAUGAAGUUAUUGAAGACGACGCCAAGUGCUAUUUAGUCACGGAGCUGGCUGAAGGAGGCGAUCUCUUCGACCGUAUCGUUAAGCAAGGUAAAUUCCCAGAGCGAGAGGCACAGAAGGUAGCAGCAGCGUUAGUGGAAGCGCUCCACUACUGCCACAAACACAGCAUCAUCCAUCGCGAUGUCAAACCGGAGAACGUGCUGCUAUCUGGAGACGAUGUCAAGCUGUGCGACUUCGGCUUUGCUCGGCAACUCGAUCAUCAAGAAGACCAGGCCUCAGACUCAUGUGGAACACCUGGUUACGCCGCUCCCGAGAUCCUAGACGGACGUUCGUAUGGUCUGGAAGUCGACGUGUUCUCGCUGGGUGUCGUGACGUACAUUAUGCUGUGCGGAUACCCUCCCUUCCCAAUGAAACUUGCCCAGCUGCGUACACAUCGCUUCAAUGUGCGGUUUCCAUCCAAGGACUGGGCUGCUAUUCAUCCUGAUGUCAAGACCUUAAUUUCUAAAAUGUUACAUGUCAACCCGAAGGAGAGACCGUCGAUGGCAGUUCUUCGAACGCACCCGUGGAUCCAGUUGGGUAGAGUCACGCUGGAGCGUCUGCGUAAGGAAAACGAGGAACGUCGACGUCUUGCUGAUCUAACGCGACGUCAACACGCAGCUUCAGCGAUCCGAAAGAAGCUCGUCAUGGGCGGCUUCGAGGCUGUUAAAUACGGUCGCAAUGGUCUGCCACAUCGCACUAAGCUACGUCUGUCAACUGACGGUAAAGUCAUGAGCUGGCAACCAAAGCUACUGAAGCGAAGCCUGCUGCGGUAUCAGAAUGCACGCAGCUUUACAAGUAUCUUCGGUAUUGGCGGCAAGGAAAACAGUCAGCCAGACCUGCAUGCUCCACAGUCAGAGCCGAAGCGAAUCCCGACUGGCGGUACGCCUAACAACGCGCACGAUGAGUCUGAGCACACUGCUAACGCUGCUUGCGUGUCGUCCCCUCAUCCCACUGACAGCUCGACCAGCAGCACUUCCGACGCUAUUAACGAGAAGCGUCUGUGGUGGCGUUCGCUACGUCGGGAGCGUGGUGCGAAGACUGAACGCACGGCCAGUGGUGGAUUCACACUCAACCUUUCCGCUCGACAGACCGGCAGCACCCCGACAUCGCCAAUAACGCCCCCAGCAGCAAAGGUGCUUCGGAUGCGAACACCUAGCUCCAUCUCGGAGCAGCCUGAGACCCCUUCCGCGCUGUCUCCGGAGCGUCUGGACGACUCAAUCAAACUACACGACAUCCGCCAACUGCUUGCCGGUGAUGACGCGCCGUUCUUCGCUGGCCACGCUAUGAACUUGCCUAAUUCCUCCAAACGCGCGGUGGAUCCUGCUUGUGUGCUGUCCGUAUGCACUCGAUUCCGCGAACUUCAUCUCGAAUUCCCGAACGAAGGUAUACGUGAUGGAUUCAUCUAUUUACUCCAGCAAGCCACGUUGCCAUUGCAGCAGCGUGGCCCAGUUCAGUCUACACGAGUGGUGAAGGCGUCGUCAAUGCCACCACCCGCACCAACCAACGUGUCCGACAGAAAACAAGAUACUUUUGUGGUCACGACGCCACCCGAUGAAGAGGCUAAGAUCCAACCUGAUGAUCGUGAACAUAGCAGUGAACCAGAAGUCGACGAAGAGGAUGUGGAGGCCGUUGCGAAGACAGCGAGGGCAGUGAACUCCAACCAGGACGAGUGA
Phytophthora infestans T30-4 is the source of this 2393-nucleotide messenger RNA. RefSeq names its product protein kinase, putative. Lineage: Eukaryota; Oomycota; Peronosporomycetes; Peronosporales; Peronosporaceae. The coding region runs from base 30 to 2393 and encodes 787 amino acids. The transcript has 2 exons. The record is from RefSeq and is a predicted model, not a curated record. Gene Ontology annotation, molecular function: ATP binding; protein kinase activity. Gene Ontology annotation, biological process: protein phosphorylation.